AGUGCGAUUUUUGUGUAAUGUGUAUGCUGCGUCGAAUAGAUUGGGCAAUCUUUCCGGCGUUUUUAUCUCAAUUAUCACCUUAACUUAAUUGAAGCAGACGUGUGAAAAUGUCUUCAUAAUCGCGUAGUGUUGCGAAGGGCAGAAGAUUUUUUUUUUAUCUUUUUGCUGCAGUACGAACAGUGUGUGGGUGGGUGUCGUGCGCGCGAUCGGCUGGAAGUUGUGUAAUCUCGCCACUUAAUUUCCAGUGAUUGUUCCAAUUCUGGUUCGAGAAUGAAUCUAUAAGUUCUUGGUUCACGUUGCAUGCAGUUUAGUGAAGAUUGCAUUUAAGGUUGGUGGCAAAAUGGCACUGGCCAAAUCGUGGAAUUUCGUGUUCGUGCUCGUGUGGCUUUCGCUGAUUCUGGGAGCCGGCAUUCAUCUGUUUUCCAAAGGCUUUCUGUUGACCCGGAUAGCACAGACUGACGUCAACACCUGCAUCCCAUACGAUGAUUACCAGUGUGGCAAUGAUAAAGAGCCCAUCGGCGCCUGCAAUAGUUCCGAGAAGGUGGCAUCGAUUCUGCGGGACGUCAACCAGUCGGCCAACAUUUGUUUGCCAAAAAAGAGCAAAGUUAUCCUGCUGGUGAUCGAUGCCCUUCGGUACGACUUUGGGACGUUCGAACCCAGCUUAAAACAUCCACUUCCCUACCAGAAUAAACUGCCAAUAUUGGCGGAACUGAUGAACCGCUAUCCGGAUCAAACUCGCAAGUUGAAAUUCGUUGCCGAUCCACCGACCACGACGCUGCAACGGCUAAAGGGUAUGACCACCGGCAGCUUGCCAACGUUCAUCGACAUAGGUUCGAACUUUGCCUCGCCUGAAAUUAACGAAGACAACGUGGUGGAUCAGUGGGUCAGAAACAAUCUGACGGCGGUAAUGCUGGGCGAUAGUACCUGGACGGAACUGUUCCCGGGUAGGUUUAAGCGAAAGUACGACUAUCCGAGCUUCAACAUCCACGAUUUGGAUACCGUUGACACGGCGAUUAAGAAGUAUCUGCCGCGGGAAAUUGACAAAAAAGAUUGGGAUUUCAUUGUGGCACAUUUUUUGGGAGUUGAUCAUUGUGGACAUCGGUACGGGCCGCUGCACGAUGAAAUGCAGCGAAAGUUGAGCGAGAUGGAUGCAGUUAUACGGAAUGUGACGGAGCAGAUGGAUGAUGAAACGACGUUGUUGGUGAUUGGAGAUCAUGGAAUGACACAAACUGGCGACCACGGGGGAGAAUCGUCCGAUGAGGUGAACGCUUUGUUCUUCAUGUAUUCCAAGGGAGUUCCUUUGCUAACCGAGGAAUAUGACGAACAUAAAAAAGAGAUCCAGCAGAUUGAUUUGAUCCCACUGCUGUCGGUUUUGCUGGGUGUUCCCAUCCCGUACUCCAACCUGGGGCAAAUCAACUUUCAGUUACUUCCGGAUAAAAAAAUAGAUUCGUUCCUAAGGUACCAAGUAGCCCUGCUUCAUCUGUGGCAAAAUGCUCGACAGGUUCAGAGCUACUUCCAGCAGUACACGGAAUCACAUCGAGGAACAUUCACGGUAGAACAGUUGGAUGAUUUCGAGAACAAAUUCCUCAUUCUAACUCAACGGGUCAACACUGUCUACACGGAAGCAGCGUUUCAGAGUUUCUCCAAAGACCUUCGUCUCUACCUUAAGGAUAUUUUGGAAAGCUGUCGAGAAAUCUGGGUGAAAUUCGAUCCCCAGCUGAUCUCUCAUGGUCUUCUGGUUACAUUCCUCGCUUGUUUUGCUAUUUUUAUCCUGAUUACCAAUUCUACUGCCCAUCAGCUAGGACAGAUAUUCAAUGGGCAAGUUAUUUACUACAUCGUGGUCAUUUGCUUCAUGGCUGGAACAUCCGGAUUCUUCUUCCAUCGGGACUUUAAUCUAUCGUCGGCCGAACAUGGAGCUCUCUUCUUCGCCUCAAUUGCAUCCAUCGGAAUUCUGUUCUUCCUGGCCAUCCAAAACUGGACUAACAUCACCGAGAACAUCAGCCAGUACAAUCAUAAGAAAAACUUCGUCACCAGAAUCUCUUUCGCCUUUACGACCUGUGUGUUCUUCUCGAAUAGCUUCAUCAUCCAAGAGCAGAAAAUACUGUCCUACGUGCUGAUUGGAUUCUUUCUGCUUGCCGUUUACAACAUUCAAAAGAACAGCCAGUUCAAGGUGCUGCGCUUCCGUUGGCCAAAUUUGCGCAAAUCAACCUUCCUGAAGCUUCUAGCUCUGGCACUUUUCGGAAUCUCGUUGGUUCGUUUCUCCAGCAGCUACUUCCGCUGCCGGGAAGAGCAAGGAAACUGUACGGAUUACCUUGUAAAAGCUCCGACACCGGAUGCCCGACGGAAAUCGGGUCCCGAAUUUGAUCUAGUUCCCAUUGUGGCAUUGGUUUGUUAUAUCAUCAGUGCCCGAUUCUACCUCAGAGCCUGUGGGAACUUGACUGGAAAUUCCUUCAACAUUAUGUUUGCUCGAUACGGCCCACCUCUGGGGGUGGUUUGCGCAUGUGGCCACUUCACCCUAGCCAUCAACAAUACCAAAGGCGUUCCUCAGAUUCAUGUGGAUGCCUUCGCUUGGACAGUCUACCUGCUCUUACUGCUGCAGAUCAUCCUCUUCCUAAUUCGACCGCUCAUGAUCUUCGUUCUACCGAAAAAGAAGGAAAUGAUGAACAUUCUCUACGGAGACCAAUCUAACAUCGCCCCCGAAAUCUACCGACAGCUGCGGGACAGCUACAACUCCAAAUCCAAUGCACCAUCCGACGAGAUUCCCAUCGUUUGCGGUCUCGCCACCGUCUAUUCGUCCGUUUUUAUUUCCAUUGGAGUUUUCAUAGUCAUCCUACUCUCGCUCCUUCUCGGCUCCAACGGAACUGCUGGCCUCAUCUUGACCCUUGUCGUCACCAUCUGCUACGGCAUCAUCUCCUCCAUCUUACAAUAUGAAAACUCCAUCAACCUCCUAACGUGCCUCCAACCGACCUUCACCACCCUCCUGGCCUGGAUCAUUCUGAUGCAGUUUGGCUUCUACGCCACCUCCCAUCAACCGACCAUGUCGCAAAUCGAUUGGAGCGCUGCCUUCGUCGGUCGGACGUGGUACUUCGACCACAACAACAUCAUUUCCGCUGUUCUCGUUUUGCUGAACACCUUCUCGGUUACCUUCCUACUGUCCACACUGUUCCCGCUGAUCAUCUUUACGCCCUUCUGCGUGUACACCAUGUGGCCAGCUUUAGCACAAAAAAUCUACCAGAAGACCACGGGAGCAAAACGGACCGCCAAGAGUACUCGCAAAACGGAUGCCGGAAACGUCGAGUACCGGAGUGUCACGGUAAACAAACAGGACGCCGAUGGGGAGGAGGAUGGUGAGGGAGGUGGAAGCAGUGCCGCCACCAGGAAGGAGAUCGAUUUUGAUGUGACGAAAGGGGAAAUCAAUCUGUACGAGAACGAGAAGUUGUUUGUGGGCACCGCGUUCAAAACAGGCUGCCAGUUGCUGUUGAUUCAAGGAGUUAGGAUAUUCUGCGCCAUGUUCGCCUGUACUCUGCACUGCCGCCAUUUGAUGGUGUGGAAAAUCUUCGCCCCUCGCUUCAUCUACGAGGGCAUCAGCAGCUACAUCGCCUUCAUCGGACUGAAUCUGGGCUUCCUGCUGUUGCUACGGGUUCAUCGAGCUGUAAAUGCCCUCAUCAGUCAGAUCAAUAAGAAUCGGUAAGCUUCGGACAAAAUCUCGCAACAGCGACAGCGCGCCGUCAGCGACGAAUCUAGUAGGUAAGGUGACGACCAUGUUGAACCACAGCAGAAAAUGAACCAAAUCGAUGCCAUUCUAGUCGUGCGUUCAGCGGGCAGCAUUUUCAUUAAAAAAUAAAAAUUCGUUCUCAAAUUAUUUAGAAUUUCGUUUAAGUUAAGAGCGACCAUCAGUAAGCCGUAACGAAUAAGGACGCGCUUAUUAUGAUUGUUUCACUGUUAAAUGUUUGAAAGUAUUCACGACAAUUCAAUUCGAUACACCCCCCUAUGAUAUACGUUUGUAGGGUUGCACCCACCCCAAGUUGCGCAUAGGCAAUAAAUAUAGUAAGAUAUGUCGUUUGAGUUGAAUUUUAAGCUAA
Molecule: messenger RNA, 4082 nt
Organism: Ochlerotatus camptorhynchus
Lineage: Eukaryota; Metazoa; Arthropoda; Insecta; Diptera; Culicidae
Gene: PIG-O
Product: phosphatidylinositol glycan anchor biosynthesis class O
Exons: 3
Coding region: 341-3691 (1116 amino acids)
Biological process (GO): GPI anchor biosynthetic process
Cellular component (GO): endoplasmic reticulum membrane
Molecular function (GO): mannose-ethanolamine phosphotransferase activity
Source: RefSeq, a predicted model, not a curated record